Messenger RNA from Macrobrachium nipponense, 2187 nucleotides. RefSeq lists its product as uncharacterized. Lineage: Eukaryota; Metazoa; Arthropoda; Malacostraca; Decapoda; Palaemonidae. The transcript is spliced from 8 exons. The record is from RefSeq and is a predicted model, not a curated record. Bases 250 to 1851 code for a protein of 533 amino acids.
UCAGGACAAGAACGUGUUUCCUAGAACUCGUGUUUUAAAGGACAUCAUGGGGACCACAUCCGUUAUAUUUGUGAAACAUCUUGCAGUUUACAGUUGCUCGCAUUUUAUACCAAGCUGCUCUAGACGGAACAAGUCUCUGGUGUCCUUGCGCCAUCAACUUGAAGUUCUUCUUCGUCUGGCGUUUGUAGAUUUUACACGGCACAGUAGGCCUAUCGCUUACGAGGGAUCUCUGGAAAACCUACGUAGACGAUGGAGCUUUUAUGCAAAAGGCCUCUACCGUUUGCCGCUCUCUGCUUCUUUUUCGCGUCUUUCCUUAAACCAGCAACUCCAGAUCUAGGGAACUUCCCAACAGAUUGUGAGAUCCGGCAGAGGCUGACAGCAGAAAGAGCAGAGUUCAGGUCCUUCUCAUUUGACGCAUUUUUGCUGUUGUCAGCGAUGCAUCUACGUGUGACAAACGCAAACACGACCAUCCUCAUAUUUGUGACGACGGAAACCGUUGCCAUUCUCACUGAAGACUUUCGAUACGAAGAGGUCUCCCUCUCCAGACAUAUUCCCGGGUGGUCAAGCUUCAUUUUGAAAAUUACAGACAACAUCCAACUUGGUACACGAGACGGUGACGGCAUCACAGGACUUCUGAAGAGAGAUCUCCUCAGAAUUGAUCCUUCCCUCGACCUCAAGGCGGACAUAUCCAACGUUCCCCUGAUGCGCGGCUGCGGAGUAGGCGGACCUACAGUGUCUGUGAAUCCUGUUGGUGAAAUGAAUCUUCUGUCUGUGGUUCCCUCGUCUCAGCAUGUGUUUACAGUCCUUGGAUCUCAAGACUUCAACUUGUCAUUGUUUAUCAACGAUCAUAAAGUCACGUCCUUGUGCGGGAAGGGAAGCGGCAAUUUCACCCUGAACUUUCAUACCUCAAAGAACCAGGAUCACCAAAUCAUCGUACCAGGUGUUCAACCAAUCACUUUCCGGAUGAUCCUUAAUUCAUCAGAGGGAACUGAGUGGAUGAAAUUAUCUUUCCGCGGUGCGGGACGAGACUUGUUUGUGACCUACAGCCUGCCUUGGAAAGAGACAUUGUCACUACCACAGGAGCCAGUAUUAAUGAACUUCUGUACAGGAGACGACCAGGACGGUGGAAAGACAACGACACCUGGCGAGAGAACUGUGGCGACGACAGUUACUACAGAACUGCCUAUGACUCCCAGUUCAACUCCCUCACAACCAUCAACUCGGAGAAUCGAACCGUCUUUAUCCACAAUAGACGAUAUGGUUGUGACAAGUGAGGAAAUGCCUUUGACUACGAGUUCAGCACAGCUGUCAACCAGGAGCACUGACCCUGAGCAGCCUUCUUCUACAACAGAUAGCGCUGGCAGUUUGGAACUCGUCGUUCUCGUGCUGAUUCUGAUCAUCCUCUUGAUUACAGUUACUCUUGUCAUAGUGUUAGUCGUCAUGAAGACCAAACGUAAAAGUAGCCGAGCUGUAAACGGAGAAUCACUCGCACAGCAGUCGACAGAAGCCCCUUCGAGUGUCCACCUCGAGGAGAACGACGACCGAUAUAUCAAAUGGAAAAGUAACUAUUCGCGAGAUGAUGACCCAAGUCCCUUGAGAACGCCAGCACUGCAUGAAAGGGAAUAUGCCAAUGGACCCUGGAACGCUUUGGCGUCGAGAGGGUUGUCCGCUUUCUUCUACCAGGGCUCUGAUGCACAGGUAUCCGAAGACCCUAUUUACGAAGAAAUCAUCAUCACCGAUCAGCUGACGCUUACUUCGUCAAGGGCCUCCUAUUGCAAUUAUCUAGAGAACGGUGUUAUUCAGGAGAACGAGGAUGGGUAUGUCAACAUGGCACAUUACCUAAGGAAAUGAGAAUGUACUGCUUAGAUUCUUUACGUUUUUGGUAAAAUACACAUUUCAUCGAAGACUUGUUCUUUUCUCGAUAGAAUUUUUGUUGUUUCGUUGUGGCCGUUGAUUAUGCAUGAUUGAAGAUGUAUCUACACAUGUUUGUACAAACGCUUUAUAGUAUUUUCUCACGAAGUAUGUUGCUGAGAUUAGAGAGAGAGAGAGAGAGAGAGAGAGAGAGAGAGAGAGAGAGAGAGAGAGAGAGAACAUUCAUUAGCCAUUUAUAUAGUCCUCUAACCUCCUAGUUAAGGAUAAACUUUUAAAAAACUCUCUGAGGAGAGAGAGAGAGAGAGAGAGAGAGAG